Messenger RNA from Aedes albopictus (Asian tiger mosquito), 3930 nucleotides. RefSeq lists its product as uncharacterized. The record is from RefSeq and is a predicted model, not a curated record. NCBI's taxonomy places the organism in Eukaryota, Metazoa, Arthropoda, Insecta, Diptera, Culicidae. The transcript is spliced from 2 exons. The coding region runs from base 157 to 3813 and encodes 1218 amino acids.
GUUUCAGGAUGGGGUUUUCGUUCAGUGCAGGUGGCGAAUAUGUGAACAUCAGUCAAUCAUGACUCAUUUUGAACUUAUAAACUCAAAUCAAAGAAAAUACUUAGUCUUCCAAUUGCUGUUCCAUGUAAAACGUCGUGCCAAUCUAAGGUAACAGCCAUGGCUGCUGCAAAAGGAGAAAACAAUACGACCGGCUUCGACUAUCAAUUAGAAACAUUGGUAUUCUGUGUCAAUGAGUUGUUGCAAAAGAAGGCUUGUAUAAGCCGGUUCAAUGUUGGGAGUGCAGUAAACGGAAUCGGUGUCCCAGAUAAAAUACGGCAUGCCUUUGAUGAUGUCGUGCUUCAUGCCGAAUUGGACGAUGGGCAGAAAAUUACCAACAUGAUACAGGUCAAGCAUACAGGAAAAAUGAUCGAUCAGGCUUAUCUGUGCGAUAACCAAAAAACGAACGUUUUAAAAUACUUUAAAUCGUUUAUGGCCCUCAAACCAUAUCUCCUAAACGAACUAAACGAGCUCGUUAUUUGGACUAACAUGAGCAUUAAAAACAACAUAAAGGAUUGGUUCGAGCCGUAUGUACCAGUUCAUCCGGAAAGAGAUAUUUUAGGAGCAAGCAAAAUUUUGAAAUUCCAAAGAUACCUAUUGAAAGUUGAUAAAUUUCGAGAAAUAUCAAGAGAUUUUCUGGAUAUUCUGCAUCCUCGGACUGCUCUUGUCGAACAGUUUAUCGAUGUAUUAUUCAAACAGGAAGAAUGGCGAUCCAAGGGGGCGGCCAAAAAGCACCACAGCGUUAUGGCGAGGGAGGUUAUCGAAUGCAACAACGGGGGAAACGCCACAUUCAAACAAAACUUUAUAGAUGGACAAGGAUUGCUACCGGAAACGGUUCUGUUCCGUGAGCGCUUUGAAAUGUCGAUGAGGAAAAAGUUUACUCAGAAGAACCUUGGCCCGUUUGUAAUGGCAGAGUUGAACGAGCUCAAGUAUGAGGAUCAUUUCCAGCUAAAAGUGGAUGCAGAAUUUGGGAGCGGAAAAAAUGCGCAGUGGAAAUGGGAAAACGUUUGUACCGAAGCGGAUUUGGAAGAGUUUCGUAAGCGUUUCGUAUUUUAUGUUGAAAUACCACGGGAGGACGAGUUUAAAACAAUGCUCAUUAGAGAGAUUACCCAUUUUGAAGAAUUGAUUGAUUUGCUGGAACAAUGUGCACAUAAAAAAAUAAUUUGUGACGAUAAAGUGAAGACAAUUACUACAUUGUUGAGACUUCGUGAUUACGUGAAUAGCGGCCCUUAUAAGAAUCUGAAAUUCGAUGACCUGGGUAAUUUGAAAACUGUAGUUCGUAAAUAUUUGGAUGAAUGGCAACCCCAGUCAUAUCUGAGUGUGAGGGGUAGCCAAGAUGUUGAUUGUACACUUUCUCGACUGAUUUCAGUAGUUGAAUAUUUGUUAGCUCCACUUUCUAAGAGAUUCUUGGUGCUGGAUUUCAACAAUCUUAAACGAAACUUUGGAAAAGUCCAACAAAUUACAAGUCACAAAGAUAUAACUGAGAAUGGUAUGAAAUGUUUAAUCAUCACUUCUGUUCAAAACCAUCGACAAGAGCAAGAAGUAAAAACCCAACUACACAGCAUACAUUUACCAAUUAUACUUGUUGGCCCAUCUCUGUUAAACUGCUUUGAAGAUGAGUUUGAUGUUGAACAAUUGGAUCACUUAUGUAGAGAUAAUAUUUUUGGUAGGCAAAUUUUCUUACCUCAGAACCAAGCGUGUACUGUCGGUCAAAUUAUACCGAAAGAUGAACUGUUUGUAAAAGAAAAUUUCCCACUGGUACUGGCGCUUCACCAAAAAUCCAUAAGCAUCGAAAGUAACGUAUUAAAGCUAGACGAAAAUUAUGUCGCAAGAAAAAUCUCAGUCAACGGUAGCGAUAUUUCCGAUAUAAUCUGUGACGACCAAUACCCCCAAAUCAUAUUUUCAGAUCAAGCCGGAAUGGGCAAAAGCACUGAGAUGGUGAAGAUUGCUAUUGACUUGCGUAAAUGUUAUCAAAACCAUCUGGUACUAUAUUUGGAUUGUAAAACCGCAAUUAAACAUGCAAAGUGUGACAUUAUAACAGCCAUAUGUAAAACAAUUAAUGUAAAGGUAUCAGCAGAAGAAUGUCUUAUAAAGUGCCUCAUACGACAAAAAAAUGUUAUUAUGUUGCUAGAUGGAAUCGACGAGGUUAGUGAAAGCUCACGAAAAGCAUUGGAAGAGAUGUUAAAAAAUAUUGAGGCGCUAAAUAUUUACAAGGUCUUCAUUGCUACACGCCCUCACUGUUUAGAAUUUCUUGAAAAGAUUUUCCAAAAUUCCAUUACUUGCCAGUUACCACCGUUUAGUAAAGAAGAUCAAGUAGACUAUCUGACACGAUUUUGGAAGAUUGAUUCAAUAUGUGAUGUACAUGAACAUAAACGUAUCACGGAACUCAUUGAUGAGCUGAUUGAAAGAUUUCGUAGAAUGCUGAAAGACGAAUUGCUGAUUGGAAUACCGAUGCAAACGUACAUGAUUGCUGUCAUUUACCAAGAAUCUAUUAGAUCAUCUGAGUUUGAGCUUCCUAAACCAUACACGGUAGGAUUUAUUUAUAACAAGUUUGUGGAUCUCAAAUUGUUAGAAGUAAGUAGCCGUCAAUUCGAUUUGAACUGUCAAGCACACAAAAAUGCCAUUGCUACUAUACAACAAAGUUUUACACCCGAUCACAUCGAAUUUUCAGCCAAAGUAUACAAUUCUUCAGAAUCAGUACCCGAAGAACUCUGCAAUCGACUUCAAACAAACGGGAUCGUGCGUUUAAGCCCAUCGAUUGGAUUUGUACAUUACACCUAUUAUGAGUACUUCAUCACUUUGUAUUUCCUUACGUACAAAACCGGUGCAAGCAAAGCAUUCAUUUCAUUUAUGAAACAAAAUUUAUGCACAUCCAGAUUAAGCAUUGCUACAAAAUUCCUUGAUCACCAUAUCGAUGGGAUAAACUCAACUGAUCAGCUCCGAUCAUUUGACAAUCGAACGGUUGAUGGAAUUUCAAACGAUUUCGAACCACCCUCAACGGCUCGACUUCACCCGGAAAAGAUACGAGAGUUCAAUCAUUAUCUAGAGCAGGUUUCCAAUACCGAACGGUACACCCUCAUUAGGAAUUCAUUAAAUCUGUCGGUGUUCAACGUGUUUGAAGUCCUGUACGACAGUCUGCCACGGGAUACCAAAUCUUCAUUACAAUUUUGCUUCGGUGAGAAAGCUGAAGAGCGCUUUGUCAAUCUUAAAAUAAUGGGUGGAAACCAGAUGGUGCACUUUCUCAGCAUUCUACUUAGGAAAAACCCCGAUACAUUCAUUCAACAAUAUCUGACCAUUUUCGACGACGAGGAUGAAGAUUAUCUUGAGGUGGCCUGUCGGAAACCAUUCGUUCAGGUACUGAUUUGGUUGGUUGAAAAUCUAGUCCCAGUGACCAAAGAUCAAAAUCGAGAAAAGCUCUACAGUUAUGUAAACCACCGCUUCGAUAAAUACUUUCAGUUGGUUGUGCAACACAACAAUGCUUUAUUUUUAGAAGAAACGAUUAGGCGGGCGAAGGACCUAUGGCCAAAGCAAACUAUCUACAAUUUCCUUAUCAAACGAAACGUACUAAAACUGUUCCUGAGUAACGUUGAGAUCAAAUCCAACAACAAACCGCUUAAAAUUAAAGAACGGAUUCAAAUGAUCGAUCAUAUAUACGAACUAUUGCGCUGGGCAAGUGGCGGAAGUGUUGCGCUAAGUCAAGAUUUCACCGAUUCCGUGGACAAUUUACAAAAUAGUGGUAUACAAAGUGCAUUUAGAAAUAGAUUCCAGAACCAGUGAACUGCCUACCUCUAAUUGAAGUGUAAACAAAUUAUUUAUAGAAAAGUAUUUUGAUAUAUUCAUAUUUUUAAUGUUUUAGACUAUUUACAGGAAUAAAUGUUUAUGUAAAAAUUAAAA